AUGGGUGAAGAGUGUGUCAUGGAUCGUUCUCGUCGUUAUUCAAAAUGUGCUUCUUGCACCCGUCUUCGUCGUCCUUGUCGUCGAGAAUUUCACACUGGUAGCGAGUGGGAAUUGUUGAAACAGGCUGAGGCUAAGGUUGCGAGUGAUUUGUCAAAUGCUGAUGAUGAACUGGAGCAGCUUCAAUCUCAUUUGGAGGAAGUUCAACAGAAAUUGAAAUCGACUUUGGCUCGUCAUGCUCGUUUGCGUAAACAACAGAAGUUCUUGAAAGAGCGUGGUUUCAAAAUGUCAGAACAUGAUGCUGAGUUAUUGCGGAUCAUGGAUGAGAAGUCUUCAGAGCAGCUUGAUCCGCCAGUUGUUGAGGUUCAACAGUUAGCUGCGACUUCUAGUAAUCCUGAUUUUAAUCAGAUGUUGGAAGAGAUUGCUCAAAUGCCUUCCUCCUUCUGGGAGAACGUUGAGCUUCCUUCUGGUGAAAUUGCUUCAACAUCUGAUGACAACCCGUCAAGUUCGCGAUAG
This is a messenger RNA of Aspergillus chevalieri, 513 nucleotides long. RefSeq lists its product as uncharacterized. The transcript has a single exon. The record is from RefSeq and is a predicted model, not a curated record. The coding region runs from base 1 to 513 and encodes 170 amino acids. Lineage: Eukaryota; Fungi; Ascomycota; Eurotiomycetes; Eurotiales; Aspergillaceae.